UAUAUAUAACAUUAUUUCUUUAAUUAUAUCGAAAAUUUUGUUAGACAUAUAAUUCAUUUUUAAUCUCCUCUAAUAAUAUUUCAGGAGACUUUAUCCCAAACCUUACCUUCAACCGAGGUCCAGGAUUGCAGGAGCCUACUUAGUCGAGUACUAAAUGUUCCUGAGUAUUCCGGUCGUGUGAGGGGUAAGGGUUUUGGUGUGACUCCGUCGUCAUUUUAUAAAAAACCAAAAACAAAAAAUCCUACCAACAAAGAGGUGAUGGAGACCUUGGCGGAGUUAAGGGCACAAGUACUCGAACUGCAAAAGGAGAAUGCAAGGUAUAGAGAGGAAAGGCGCGGUUCCGAGGCAAAAGAUACUAGUGACCGAGCUAGUAUCAAUUGUCAACCGAAAUUUCCCGAGGGCAUUACACCUUGUCAGUUGUAUCUAUCGUCACCAACUUAUCGCAUAGUUGGCAAGGGAAAAGUGCACAACACUUCGGGUGAAUUACUUCACCAUAAUCCCCUCCCGGUGGGAUAUAUGAAAGUUUCGGUUGACCUUGUAUUAGAUACGGACGCGCUUCUACCAUUACCUGACGUUGUUUCAGAGACAACGUUGAUGCGAGAUGCAGUCGGAUCCUUUGUUGGAUGGCCGUCAGAUCUAAUUUUCCCAGAUGCCGAGACUCCUACAAGACCCACACAUAAAGCUGGUAAAGGGAUUUCAAGACGCAUCGAGUCGGUUGCAUCUCAAAAAGAGGUUCCCGGUCGAAUGUUGAAAAAAGCUGGUAAGGAUAUUCCAACGAAGUCCGGGACAAAAACAAAUCCUAAAUCUCAAAAAGAGGUUCCCGGUCGAAUGUUGAAAAAAGCUGGUAAGGAUAUUCCAACGAAGUCCGGGACAAAAACAAAUCCUAAAUCUCAAAAAGAGGUUCCCGGUCGAAUGUUGAAAAAAACUGGUAAGGAUAUUCCAACGAAGUCCGGGACAAAAACAAAUCCUAAAUCUCAAAAAGAGGUUCCCGGUCAAAUGUUGGACAAAGCUAGUAACGAAAUUCCAACGACGUCCGGGACAAAAUCUCAAAUUAUGAUGCGUCUUGAGAAAAUGGUGGAAGAGUCAGAUAUUAUGCACGGCGCCAUCCGUAGUGUAGAUAUGGAUGAAGGUGUUUUCGGAAUUGCUCAUUCCGAAUUAAUUGCAAAGGAGGACAUGCAACAACUUUUUGAACACGAAGAAUUGGGCAUCGCUGUCAUUCAUACAUACAUAUGGUAUAUGUAUGACACAUUGAUGCGGGGAACUGAAUUGUGUAACCGAUUCAAUUUUAUUGCUGCUUCCCGUAUCAACACAACGUUUAUAACGAAAAAUCCAACAUCCGUAAUGAAUGAACUAGUCGAUAGAUUCAUGGUGGCCGGCGAUAAUACUACACCCAAUUUGUAUUUUUUACCGUUUAAUUCUGGCAUCGGUGGUCACUGGGUGUUGGUUGCUAUGGAUCUUUCGAGACUAAUGGUGUAUUAUCUCGAUUCGUUACCUGGUGAUUGGAGUAAAUAUCCGAGUAUGAAGAAGACGGUUGACGCGGCAAUACUAAAAUUUAGAUCGAAAAAGAAUUAUCGUAAUAGGAAGGACAUUACCUGGGUCAGAGUUCAGUACUUUGACGAAUACAAAUCUUACUCAAGAGCUCAUUUGGAUGAAAUGAAGGAUGAAUUGUGUCAAUUCAUUAUUGAUCAUAGAAUCAUAUAGGUUGUAGUUGUUGUACAUAUAUGUAUGGAAUGUUGUUGUACAUGCAUGAAUAUCAAUAUAUUAAUGUUGUAUAUA
Lathyrus oleraceus (garden pea) is the source of this 1776-nucleotide messenger RNA. RefSeq lists its product as uncharacterized. Gene Ontology annotation, biological process: proteolysis. The transcript has 11 exons. Gene Ontology annotation, molecular function: cysteine-type peptidase activity. Lineage: Eukaryota; Viridiplantae; Streptophyta; Magnoliopsida; Fabales; Fabaceae. The record is from RefSeq and is a predicted model, not a curated record. Bases 259 to 1701 code for a protein of 480 amino acids.